Messenger RNA from Drosophila erecta, 519 nucleotides. RefSeq lists its product as uncharacterized. The transcript is spliced from 4 exons. The record is from RefSeq and is a predicted model, not a curated record. Lineage: Eukaryota; Metazoa; Arthropoda; Insecta; Diptera; Drosophilidae. The coding region runs from base 1 to 519 and encodes 172 amino acids.
AUGGAUUCUGGAAUGCGUGUGAUCGUACUUGUUUUUUUCAUAUUUUUAGUGGAACAGUUUACCAACAUCAGAUGCACUUCCUUGGACCCGGAAUUCGCCAUCGUUGAGCAUUGCUAUCUAAAGUCAGUAAAUCGUACAUAUAAAUACCUGUCCUUGAAAGUGAAUCUGUUAAAAAAGCCCGUUACCAGAAUUAAAGUCAACGGAGCCACAUGGAAACGAUAUAAUGGCUAUAAGCCGUCCCUUUAUAACAUGACAAUUGAUGCCUGCAAAUUUCUUAAGAAUCCUAAGUCAAACCCCGUUGCGGAUUACAUUCACACGCUCUUCAGAACUUACUCCAAUAUGAAUCACUCCUGCCCCUUUAAUCACGAUGUUGUUGUAGAUAAGCUGCCAAUUAGUUUCGUUAACAACCAAGUAACAGCAGUACUCCCAGUGCCGCCUGGAGACUACAUGUUUCAAUCGCAUUGGUAUGCCUACGAUAUCAACCGCGCUACUGUAAGCGUUUAUAUGACAAUAUAUUAA